Rotaria socialis is the source of this 3231-nucleotide messenger RNA. The record is from the annotation of a GenBank genome assembly. NCBI's taxonomy places the organism in Eukaryota, Metazoa, Rotifera, Eurotatoria, Philodinida, Philodinidae.
AUGUUAAGUGGAAUAAAUCCAUUAUCAGACGAAGUAAAUCGUCAAUCGAGUGCAAUAGCCAAACGUCGUGAACAAUUACGUCGUUGGGAUGAAUCAGAGACAAAUCGAGAAUCAUCAAAUAUUAAAAUUUCUCAGCGUGUCAAGUUUCAGCAAGCUUAUGUUUUUUUAGCUGCAUGCUCAUCAACAGAUCGUGAUGAAGUUGAAAAGUUAUUACAGCGUGGUCUUGAUAUAAAUACAUCCAAUAUCGAUGGACUUACAGCACUGCACCAAGCAUGCAUUGACAAUAAUUUGCUCAUGGUAGAAUAUUUGCUCAAUCGUUCUGCCGAUAUUAAUUGUCAAGACAAUGAAGGAUGGACACCUUUGCAUGCGGCUGCAUCUUGUGGAAAUAUUGAUAUUGUCAAAUAUUUAUUAUCUCGUGGUGCUACUGUUGAUGUUUGUAAUAAUGAAGGUGAAUUACCAAUUGAUAUAGCUGAAGGUGAUGAUAUAAUUGCUUGUUUGGAAGACGAUAUGAGAAGAAAAGGUAUUGAUGAUGAACAAGCAAGAAAUAUCGAACAUGAAUUAAUGCUUAAACAUGCACAAGAUUGGUUAAAUAAUAAUCAAAAAACAAAUACAAAAUCUUUAGCUGAAACUAUUGUACAUGCUAGAACUGGUGCUACUGCUUUACAUGUUGCUUGUGCUAAAGGAUAUUUAGAUGUUAUUGAUAUUUUACUACGUGCUGGUGCAAAUAUUAAUUCAGUUGAUAAUGAUGGUUGGACACCAUUACAUGCAGCUGCACAUUGGGAUAAACAUGAUGUUAUUAAAUUUCUACUUGAACGACAUGCUGAUCUUGAUGCAAAAAAUUUUGCAGGUCAAACACCACUUGAUGUUUGUGAUGGUGUCACUUAUGAAUUGUUAAAAGAAUUAAAAGAUAAACAAACUCCUGUAAAAACACAAGUUAGUGAAACGCCAGAUAACGUUCUUUUACCAUGGAAGAGAAAGCCUGCACCUUCUCGACCAACAGAUGAACAAAAAUCAAUUCUUCGAUCUGAAUCACAUAAUGAGAAUUUAGAAAUAACAAACAAACCUCCUCAGCCUUGUUUACCCUCAGCUUCCUUACCAUUAUCAGUAAAUCCUGCAUCUGUAGAUGAGAAUCUAUCGAAUUGUUCACCUAGUAUCAAAGAAAAAUUAAGUAAUCUUCAACGUUCAUUACAUGAUUUAAGUAAUCGAUAUUUAAAAACAAAUCAAGAAGAGCUGCCAAAUACAUCAGCAACAAAUAAUUCAACUAGUAAUGAUCUGAAUAAAACAACUAUAUCGUCAUAUGAUCAACGAUCAAAACAAACUUCUGAUAAAACAGUAUCUAAUUCACCUACAACAUCAGCUCGACCAACAUUUUUAUCAACAAAUAAAUAUUCAUUAUCAAAUUCUCAACGAACGUUUACAAAUCCACUUCAAUCAUUAACCACAAAUAAUAAUAACAAUAAUAAUAAUAAUAAUAAUAAUAAUAAUAAUAAUAAUAACGAAUUAUCCAGUCGUGAGAACUCAACAAUAAAUGUCGCUUCAUCUCCUACUCAAUCAUCGGACAAUAAAAUGAGUCGAAGAUGGGGUAUACAUGAUCGAACAGUGGGUGAUGGUUCAUCAUCAACAACUAAUAAUACAGUUCCAUAUGUUCGUCGUCGAUCAGCUGCUGGUGCUAAUGAAUCAGCAUCAGUGACAGCGUCAACACUUGUUAGUGUAACAACAUCUCUUCCUUCAGUAACAUCAACACCAACAACAAAUGUAACAGUAACAGCAGCAACACCAACAAAUAUACUAGACGAUUCAACUGGUGGAAAACGACGUUCAAAUGUUCCACCAAGUCGUGAUGAAGAAGCUGAAGCACAACGUAAACAUCGCUCAGCUCAAGCGCGACGAGAACGACGAUCAACACAAAGUGUUACUGUCGAAGAUAUAAAAGCAGCUGAACAGCAAAUAAAAAAUCAACCAACCAUUGCUGAAAUAUCGGCGCCAUCAUUAAUAACAAUUCCACAACCAGUAACUAAUAUUGUAGGAUCAACGACCAAUGUACCUUUAUCAAAUAAUAAAAUUGGUGCGCCAUCAACACCAUCUUUAAGUGCUGAACAUGAUAUUGAAACUGAACGAUUACAACGAGUCAUAGAAGAAAAAAAAGAAAAAGCAAGAAAAGCAAGUGGUGGAAACGAGGAUAUUGUUGAGACGACUGUUGACGCAUCUUCUUCAUUUGCUGGCUCACGUCGAGUACGAUCAAGAUUUACAUCGACUGAUACUGACAAUAUUGUCCCAUCAAUCACAGCUAACGAUUCAUUGAAUCUUGGUGUUAGUAAUUCGUUAGAUUCCCAACAACAACAACAACCACGACGACGAACUAAUCGUGUACAUAAUCAACGAAAAAACACUGGAAGAAUUAUUUGGAACGACGAGACAAAAGAAGUAGAAAUUCGUGAUGAUUCAAAUGAUUUAGUUCCAAAAACAUCAUAUCAACAAACAUCCAUUGAAGAAUCUCAUCGAUCAGACGAUCAAAAAUUACAAGAUAACGCUCAACAGUCAACAUCAAAUAGUGUUGCGCUUGGUUCACGCGGUCUUAUAUCCCGAUUUGAAAAUAUUCCCCCAUUAUCAUCAUCAACAACUAAAGAAUCGUUAACAAAUCUAUCUCCAACAUCUCCAUCAUCUUCUUCGUCAACAUCACGAACUAGUCGUUCACAGAGUCAAGAUCCAUCGCGAAAAUCUUUAUCAGCAACAACUUCGUUACCACCACCACCGCCAUCAUCAUCAUUAUCAUCAACGUCAUCAUCAGCCACAACCACAACCACAACCACCACAACAACACCAACGAAUCCAAAUACAGCUAUGAAUGGUAUGGCUUCGUCAACGCCAUUUGCACUAAAAAAGGAUUCUAAAGAAAAUACUGCUUUAUCUACUGGAAUAUCAGCAACAAAUAAUGAUACAUUCGCAAUCAAACGAUUAUACGAGGAUGCUAAACGUAAGGUCGAUGAAUUAACACAAAAAGUUGAUCGAUUAGAAAGAGAUAUUGCUGAAAGAGAUCAAAUGAUCGAAAAGCUCAAAACGUCACAAUAUAUUGAAUCAUCACUUGAUAAACGAGAAAAACGAGCAUAUGAACGAAAGAUAUCAGAAUUAGAAGAAGAAUUAAAAAAAAUGGACUCAAUCAAAGCAGAUAAUACACGUUUGAAAGAAGAAAAUGCUGCAUUGAUUCGUGUCAUCAGUAAACUUUCGAAAUGA